GGCUCGUGGCGUAACGAGUCCGGCGGUCAGUCAAUCAUCACGCGCCAUGGAUUCCUUAAAGGCGAAGGACUUUUUCCGUCUGUGAAUGUGAAUCGAAAGAACGAAUUAAUGUGCACUUCAUAUUGCCCGGCAAAUUCCGAAUGCAUCGACGGUAUUUGUCGUUGUACCAAAGGAUUCGGAGGCAAUCCACUUUUUGGAUGUGAAGAUAUCGACGAGUGCAUGACUGACGAUCCUUGCCCCAAGGCAAAGUACACGUGGUGUGUGAACACCAUUGGCAGCUACCAUUGUUGCACACCCGAAAGUCUCAGCACCGACUGCAUAGGUCUCGAAAUCGCUGCAGGACCAGGUGGUGGAAUGAAACUAAUCGGUCUCGGGAAGGAAGGCGAAACAUUCUUGGCUGCGUCUAUGAACGAAUCGACCACUGGCGAGACCAUUUCUCAGAGCAUUCAUGAGGUUCGCAACUUCUCCGGAGGCGAAAUACUCGUCGUCAAGAACAAAGUUAAGAGCGAUAUUUUCGACACAAAAGCGAAGGAAGGUGAAGUUGGACUGGAAAUCUCCGGCGACAGUGCCGCUAAAAAAGCUACCUUGGAAACAUUCCCAUUGCCGGCCAGCAUUUCAUUCGAAUCCACUACCGCUGAGCCUGUUAUCACUGUCACAUUACCGGGAGUGAUCUCGACCCUCGGUGGAGCAUCCACUUUUACCACUUCUAUUCCAAUCACUGAAAUACCAGUCCAUGGUUCGAGCCCUCCGACGCCGGUACGAUCGAAGAAUGGAAGCUUGGAGGUGGAAAUCGAUGGCAGUGGUGCCGAUGUGAUCGAAGACGGAGCUCGAAGGAAGGGCACUUCAACUACCCUAUCGAUGACCGAGGAGUCUGGAUCUGGAGAAGAACCGACGGAGGCCGGUACUGAAACAGCAACUGCUGUUAUCAAACAGAACAGGGAAUCAGCAAAGAGUGCCGAAACUGAACAAACCACUGCAAAGACUGAAGAAAAAGAGCUGACAGGACAUGAAGAUGAGGAUCUUAUCGGAACAACAGCCACAAGUACAGAAUCUGUAACCCGGAUAGCUAUCAGUGGCGAAGAGGUUAAUCAAGAGGAACAAGACAAGAAAAUCGGCAAAGGUGGUACCAAAUCUGGAACAAGUUCUACACCAACAUCUGGAGCUACAAGCUCUCCUGCGGCUUCUGAUAAGGGCGCUACCUCUGCGCCUGGUGCCACUAUCGUCACAACGUCUGGAACUGGUUCUGCUUCUGCUUCUGGAGUUACCAUUGUCCCAGCAUCCGCGUCGACCCAUGGGCCUGACUCUGAAGCGAAGUCCAAAUCUGAUUCUGGAUCUUCGGGUACAAAACUCUUCUCACCUUCUGCAACGACUCUCAGUCCUUCUGAGUCCACUCCAGCUGGAGUUAGUGUAGACGUUGCCACGAACGAAAAGGACAAGAGUCCGAUGACACCAACAAAGGACGAACAAGGCUUGGAGAUCUCCUUCAGACCUACUGGAGGCCAUUCAGCCGCAAAAACACCUUCUCCACCAAAGAUCGGUGUCGAUCUUGAGGGUUCCGGAGAAGAACCUAGCGAUUCG
This is a messenger RNA of Ostertagia ostertagi, 1578 nucleotides long. The record is from the annotation of a GenBank genome assembly. NCBI's taxonomy places the organism in Eukaryota, Metazoa, Nematoda, Chromadorea, Rhabditida, Trichostrongylidae.